AUGAUAUCACUUCUUUACGCCAUCGGGGGCCUGUUGUUGGCAUACAUUGGCCUCAGUACACUGCAGCUUCUCUACAACUACAGGAAAGCCAAAGCUAUCGGUCUUCCUGUUCUCAUCACGCCAAUUGAUCCAUCCAAUGUCCCAUAUUUGCUUUGCAGCAGUUUCUUGGAGCCUCUGUUAAGAAAGAUCCUGCCAUUUGAACUUGGAAAUUUUGUUGAAUACAACAGCCGAGACUGGAACUAUGAGCAAAUCCACGAUCUUCAAGAGCGAAUUGGCGACACCUUCAUCAUUGUCAGUCCCAAGCAGAUCCGCGUCUUCACAGGUAAUGCGAAGGCCAGUGACAAUCUUUGUCGCCGCCGCAGAGAUUUUGUGAAAGCCGUGGCUCUCUACAAGCCACUCGAGAUCUUUGGCCGCAAUGUCGUGACAACUGAAGGAGACGACUGGGUCCGACAUCGACGGAUCACAACACCGCCCUUCAAUGAGAGGAACAGCGCGCUUGUAUGGGAUGAGUCAAAGAGGCAGGCUACCGAAAUGCUCAAGAUGUGGGCAUCAAACCCGAAAGGCGUCGUGAACCCUCAAAGCGACACCAUGGUUCUCGCCCUUCAUGUUCUCACUGCCGCUGGGUUCGGCAGAAGCUACACAUUCGGCUGCGGUUUGGAGAGUGCAUUAGAGAAUCACAGUCUCACAUAUCGCGAUUCUCUCAGUCUUAUUCUGGGCAAUCUCUUCACUGCUGUCUUUACAGCUACACUCAAUCUUCCCACAUGUAUGCUGCCCUCCAAGUUCAAGCAAGUUCAAGACGCUGUCGUCAACUUUCGACAGUACAUGGCUGAGAUGGUCGCCGAAGAGCGCGAGGCCAUGGAUGCUGGGGCAGAAGAACAGGAUAACCUCAUGAGUAUUCUUGUACGAGCAUCUGAGAACCAGAACAAAGAGGGUAAGGGAACUUGUCAUUUGACAGACUCUGAGAUUUAUGGCAAUUUGUUUAGCUAUAACCUCGCUGGUCACGAAACAACGUCCAACACUCUUGCUUACGCGACAAUCCUCCUCGCAGCGAAUCCCGAAUGGCAGAAAUGGGCAGCGGAAGAGGUUGACCAAGUCACAGCUGGAGUCCGCUUGAAAGACCUUGACUACGAAACAUAUUAUCCUCAAUUGAAGCGCGUUCUCGCAAUCAUGCACGAAACACUCCGAUUAUUCGGCGCAGCAAGGGCAGUCCCCAAAACAACACUCGAAGAACAAACCCUCAAACCUCAUGGGGCGACACCGCGCUCCAAUGGCUCCCCAGCCGCUGGAUCACCGCCGACGAGAAGCUCGCUCCCAUGCCUGCAGGCUCUUUCCAACGUCCACGCCUAUCUCAUCCACGGCACAAGAAACGUCCAACAAGUCUUUCGAUGUUCCAAAGAACUCACUUUCGAAGAGUUUGCUCUCCACGUAGCUCAGAAAGUCAAACGUCUUCCUGCAAAAGAUGCUACGUUAGUAGCUAAGGAUAUAUCAGGAUCGUCACGGCUGCCGUUAACCGAGACUCGUGAGGAAGAUCGAAUAUGGAGAAAGUUCCAUGAGAUCUAUGAGUCCCACCUCAUUGGCGCCAAUGCGGUAUCGGCUCUUACAGAGCUUUUCAUUGAUACCAUGAUUGAUGAGCUCAGUACCGUUUGUACUCAGGGAUCUAUUGAGAUUGGCAUUGAUGAGUUUAUGAAGCAUCAUAUGUUUCGAGCUUCUACCAUCGCUCUCGCUGGUCGGAAAGUAUUCGACAUUGAUCCCAAUUUUGCAGAUGUGUUUUGGCAUUAUGAUGAAGAUUUCAUGUCUUUACUCUACGGUAUCCCCAAGUUUCUCUGUCGGAAGGGGUCCAACGCUAGAGACAAGUGUUUGGAGACUGUCAAAGGCUAUCUCGAUCAAGGUUGGCAAAACCUCGAUUGGAGAGCUUGUCACAAACAAAACCCUGACUGGGAACCAAACUUUGGAUCCAAGCUUGUUCGUGAAAGAGAAGUUGCCAUGGAGAAAUAUGGCAUUGGCCUUGAUGGGAGAGCUUCUUUUCAGAUGGGUCUCAUCUGGAGUAUCAACUCAAAUGCUAUUCCGAUGACGUCUUGGAUCAUCAUUGAGAUUCUGCGUCGACCAGAGAUUUUCAAAAGGAUACAAGAAGAAAUCUCUACAGUGUUUGAAAAGAACACCAAGCAUGUUGAUAUUGUGGUACUCAAGAAGCUGCCACUACUCAACUCAGUAUACUUUGAGUGUCUUCGUCUAAGAUCAUCCGUGUUUGUAGUCCGCAAACUACGACACUCGAUCGAACUAGACGGCUACACACUCAAAGAGGGCAAUCUCGUCCUCGCACCAUCAUACCUUGCCCACAACGCCCCAGAAGUAUGGUCAUCAGCCUCACACCCCCCAGAGGAAUUCUGGCCAGAGCGCUUCAUCAAGAAGGGCAACUCUGGAAUCUCAGCAGGCAAUUAUUUCCCCUACGGAGGCGGCGCAGCGAUGUGCCCGGGGCGGAAUUACGCCAAGCAGGAGAUUCUGUCAGCGGUUGUUUUGUUCUUUGCACACUUUGAGAUCGAGCCCUUAAGUCUCCUUCGCCGAUAUCCCAAGCGCCCUAUCAGCGGGGAAAUGCAAAGCCCCAGAAAUAAAGAAGCACACGAUAAGCUUGCAGUAACGAGAAACAAGACCGCUUGGCAAGUGAAGAAUCCCAUGGACAAGGAAGCUUGA
Messenger RNA from Fusarium tjaetaba, 2688 nucleotides. RefSeq names its product cholesterol 7-alpha-monooxygenase. NCBI's taxonomy places the organism in Eukaryota, Fungi, Ascomycota, Sordariomycetes, Hypocreales, Nectriaceae. Gene Ontology annotation, molecular function: heme binding; oxidoreductase activity, acting on paired donors, with incorporation or reduction of molecular oxygen; iron ion binding. The record is from RefSeq and is a predicted model, not a curated record. The transcript has 5 exons. Bases 1 to 2688 code for a protein of 895 amino acids.